AAAGUUGGAACUUGGAACAAGCGGGAGACGCGCACACACGCAGAGGAAAAUAAGUUAGUAAUGGAGACGAAGAGUGAAGCGGAAGGAGCGGUUGAAUUUGAUCCAGCCGAGAUAGAGUACGUGAGCUAUGGAGGUGAACACCACCUCCCGCUUAUCAUGCGCUUGGUUGACCAGGAGCUCAGUGAGCCUUACUCCAUUUUCACUUACAGAUACUUCGUCUAUCUCUGGCCUCACCUCUCCUUCCUGGCUUUCCACAAAGGUGAUUGUAUAGGAACCGUGGUUUGUAAGAUGGGGGAGCAUCGGAAUACUUUCCGAGGUUACAUUGCAAUGCUCGUUGUAAUCAAACCUUACAGAGGGAAAGGCAUAGCAACAGAACUUGUGACUAGAUCUAUUCAAGUGAUGAUGGAAUCAGGAUGUGAAGAGGUGACAUUGGAAGCAGAGGUCACAAACAAGGGAGCUCUUGCAUUAUAUGGUCGUCUUGGGUUUAUUAGAGCUAAAAGGCUCUUCCGUUACUACUUGAAUGGAGUUGAUGCUUUCCGACUAAAAUUAUUGUUCUCCCGCCCACAUACAAACCCUUCCCUGCUUUCGCCAAUCAAUAAUGAUGAAAAUUCUCAAAAUGAUCUCCAGCUGCAGCAGGAAGGAAGUUCUCAAUUCUAUUAGAGCUUCUGAUCCAAGAUUUUGCAGGCACAGAUUUUUCUGACAUCCAUCAGCUUCAGUUGUAAUGACUGAACUCGUUACUUGAAAAAAUAAAAAAUAAAAAGAAAAAGAAAAAAAAGACUGAACUCGUGAAGGGUGAUCUUCAUUUGUAACAUCAUGUUGCAUUUAUGGUGUAAUUCUUUACCAAAUAGUUCAAUCAUUUUUGGAGUACUUUUGGUCUGAUUAGGACCCACAAAAUCAAUUUAGAUUAAUAUGUUUUUGUUAUGAA
Messenger RNA from Macadamia integrifolia, 925 nucleotides. Its product is annotated as N-alpha-acetyltransferase MAK3. Gene Ontology annotation, cellular component: NatC complex. NCBI's taxonomy places the organism in Eukaryota, Viridiplantae, Streptophyta, Magnoliopsida, Proteales, Proteaceae. The coding region runs from base 61 to 660 and encodes 199 amino acids. Gene Ontology annotation, biological process: N-terminal peptidyl-methionine acetylation. Gene Ontology annotation, molecular function: protein-N-terminal amino-acid acetyltransferase activity. The record is from RefSeq and is a predicted model, not a curated record. The transcript is spliced from 4 exons.